This is a messenger RNA of Racocetra persica, 155 nucleotides long. NCBI's taxonomy places the organism in Eukaryota, Fungi, Glomeromycota, Glomeromycetes, Diversisporales, Gigasporaceae. The record is from the annotation of a GenBank genome assembly.
AUGGUAACAUUGAAUUUUUUAUGCUUAUUGUAUCACCUCAUUGUACCACUUUGUUAAAUAAAAGUAAUUCCAUGUUUGCUUCGAUUCCUUCUACAAAAUCUUUUAUUUAUGGUGGUGAUCUUCCAACGUCUUCCUUAUUUGUUACUCUUCAAUGA